Molecule: messenger RNA, 1494 nt
Organism: Talaromyces stipitatus ATCC 10500
Lineage: Eukaryota; Fungi; Ascomycota; Eurotiomycetes; Eurotiales; Trichocomaceae
Product: monooxygenase, putative
Exons: 4
Coding region: 1-1494 (497 amino acids)
Biological process (GO): secondary metabolite biosynthetic process
Molecular function (GO): FAD binding; monooxygenase activity
Source: RefSeq, a predicted model, not a curated record
AUGACCUCUACAGAAAGCUCUCCUCUUCCGCCGCGGGGUUCCCCAAUUGGGAUAUCUGCUCUUGUUGUAGGUGCCGGGGUUGCGGGACUGCUGGCCGCACUUGAGCUAUGGCGUCAGGGCAUCGAUGUUCAGAUUAUCGACCGAGCUCCUUCUCGGCUCACUGGAGGUGAUGGGUUUAGUAUAUCCUACAACAUCAUACGCUCGUUCCGUAAUUGGCCGUAUAUGGCCAAGAAAAAUGAAGAAAUCACAUUCCAUCCAUACCUCGCAUGGCACAAUAUCAAAGGGGAGCGAGUCUCAGGACCGAUAAAGGUAGAGAUUGGGGAUAAAGAUGGAGAAGUCAAUCAAGGACAGGAAGGUGGUCCGUCUGAGCAGCUAUAUCGUCACAGCCGUCCCAAGUUCCAUCUCAUGCUGGGGGAACAGCUAGAAAUGACCGGUAUGAAAGUACAGUAUGGCAAGCGAGCCAUACGCUAUAUUGAUGCGGAUCCCGAUCAGAAUAACAAGGCAAGUGUGGAACUAGACACUGGAGAUAUUAUGGAAGCAGACAUAGUCAUUGCUGCGGAUGGAAUUGGUAGUCAUUCCACAAAAGUUACGUUGGGUCACGAAGUUCCUGCCCGUUCAACGGGACUGGCCAUAUACAGAGCGGCGUUUUCUUUAGAAAUUGCUCUGUCUGAUCCUGAAAUUGUAGAAAGAUUCAAGCUACUCCCUGACGGUAGUCCAGUAGCUGAGUUAUGGCUCGGGCAAGUCUUCCAUAUUUCGCAUGUGAAAUUUUUCCAGUCCUGCUUGAAUAGCGUUGACAAUAUUUUCAUACAGGCGUCCCGAAAAGCAUUAGAGUCAUGGUCGAGAUCUAUUCCACCUCAACAAGUGAUCGAUGAUACUACCUCGAAACUCGAAGGCUGGCCAGACUAUGCGAAUCGAGUAAUCCUCAUGACGCCGAAGGAUAAGCUUAUUGACUUUGAGCUCGUCUGGCGUGAUCCACAGCGCGUCUGGACAUCGAAUAGUGGACGUAUAGUCCAGAUUGGCGAUGCCGCGCAUACAUUCCUUCCUACUUCUGGCAACGGGGCAAACCAAGGCAUGGAAGACGCUAUCUCACUUGCCAAAUGCCUUAGAAUUGCCGGUAAAGACAAUAUUGCCGAAGCGACUAGAGUGCACACCAAGCUGAGGUUCGAACGUGUAUCCUGUCUUCAAAAAGUAGGAAUCUACAAUCAAGCAACUCAAUACGGCCAGAGGGGCGAUGAUAACCAACUUACCGGUGAAUUAAAACCUAUGCCCAAGUACCUACGUGCGCUGAUGGCUCCAUGGGUCGUGGAACAUGACCCAGAGGAAUACGCCGCAGAAAAGUACCAUGAGGCACUGGCAGCACUGAAAAACGGAACUCCAUUUCAGAAUACGAAUAUACCACGAGGCCAUGUUUACAAGCCGUGGAACUUUGAGGAACUUUUGAAGGUUGUAGAAGAUGAGGGCGAAGUUGAGCUUGGUGGAGAAUGGUAUGACUGA